Molecule: messenger RNA, 843 nt
Organism: Rosa chinensis
Lineage: Eukaryota; Viridiplantae; Streptophyta; Magnoliopsida; Rosales; Rosaceae
Exons: 1
Coding region: 74-673 (199 amino acids)
Source: RefSeq, a predicted model, not a curated record
CUAAUAUCUUAUAGCUCUGCUUAUAAAACGCUCGAAAGCUCAACAUUUUGUUCAUCGACUUCUCGAAAUCCUGAUGGGCAAUUCCAUGUCACACAAGCAAGUCCAUGGCACUGGAAAAGUCAUACUGUCGGAUGGGUCGGUGCACGAGUUCAAUAAUCAUGAUCUAACAGUUGCUGAGCUGAUGCUAGAGCACCCGCAACAAGUAGUGGUCGAAUUCCGGGCAGCUGUCUCAGCAAAAAGACCAAUCCCAUUACCCGCAGAUACAAAGCUGGACAAGAAAAAGAUUUACUUAAUGUUUCCAAUGAAGCGAGGGAAACCAUUGUCAAUGUCAUCCGAAGAUAUUCGCGGUGUUCUUUCAAGUGCAAAUUCACUUUUACGAUCAAGAUCAUCAUCACUGAAAUUCUUGCCUCUGUUUGCAAGGAUAUGCCCUGCAGGAGAUGCACAUGCUUUUGUGUUGCCAAAGAAGGAAUAUAGCAUGGAGAGGACGUCAGAAUCAGAGGUGGUGAGGUCGUAUCUGCCGGAGUUUGACAUGGAGGAAAGUUUGGAUGCGAGGCCAGAAUUUUUGACUAGGCAGCUUUCCGGCAAGGCUACUUGGAAGCCUAAUUUGGAUACCAUUAAGGAGAAGAAGGUUGAGAAGAAGCUGUCUCAUUGGUACCUUAUGUUCAAGUGGUAGAUAUGAAGUACCACAUAAACCAACCAACACGCCAACAUGCAAUGUAGUACAAUUUGCUAGUUAUGGUGAAGUUUGUAGUAAAUUUGCGUAAUUCAGGACAUGAAGAAUGUGAUUGUUGUACGUGUAUAAGUUUUUUUUUUUUUUCCUUUUUUUUGAAAGGGUGUAUUAGU